Messenger RNA from Penicillium subrubescens, 603 nucleotides. RefSeq names its product Cnl2/NKP2 family protein. The record is from RefSeq and is a predicted model, not a curated record. Gene Ontology annotation, cellular component: Mis6-Sim4 complex; kinetochore. Gene Ontology annotation, biological process: chromosome segregation. The coding region runs from base 1 to 603 and encodes 200 amino acids. The transcript has a single exon. Lineage: Eukaryota; Fungi; Ascomycota; Eurotiomycetes; Eurotiales; Aspergillaceae.
AUGGCACCUUCAGAAGAAUCCAUUCUGAGCAACUUUUUGCUCUCGCCGGCGCCUCUACCGACAGUCAUGUCUCUCCAGAAAUUCACAGAGCUAUUCCCUAGACGACUACGGAGUCAUCCCCACAUCCGCACACUGUACCGAGAGCUUCAGCAAGUCCGGGAACAUGACAUGGAUCGGGUGAAUGAAAACAUCGACAAAGAGAUCCGCCAAGGCGAGCGACAGAAAGCCGAGCUCCGCAGGGCCAGUCGUGCCGCAGGCGUGGAAGCUGCUGAUGCUGAUGAGCAGCGGGAGAUGGAGGUGGAUCUCCAUCUCUUUGGUCAGAAUGUGACUACCGGUCCAGAUGAUUACCAUUCCGUGGAUAGUCUACUGGCGGCGAUGGAGACUGCCUGUGCCAACAUUGAGCGUGAGAUAGCCGAUGUUGACCAAGAGGCUGCGGGUCUUUUGAAAGAGCUCAAUACGACCGUUGGUGAUUUGAGCGAUCUCCGCUACGGCAAAUUGCAGGGCCCAGCUGGCACUGCUAAUACCCUGGCCAGUGAGACUAUCCAAGGCCUGCAAAACCUGGAGGAGGCCUGUUACAAGGGCAUGGGUUCUGGCCCUUCCUGA